AUGGCACCGUCAGAACCACCAAGCACGCGAAAACGUAUCAGAUCUCGUAUCUCAGAUGAGGUCGACGAAUUAUCCCCAUUACCUGCAAGAACACAAACAUCUGCAGCGAAACGUCGAAAGGUAGAUGCGCCUACCUACACGCUUGGCGGUAUUUCGAAUCGAUUCAAGAAACUCCUCGGAUUGGGUGCUAAGAAGGAUACUGAAGACAGUGCAGAUGAAUUGGGCGAGGACAUCUACGACUUCAAGGUCACGGAUGAUGAAGAAGAGAGUACAAAUGUUUUGGGGAAACCUAGUGCCAAACCGAUGGCAAAAAACAUUAAGGCAGCAAAGUCUACAGCGAAGGGAGUGAUCUUAUCCGCAAAACGGGGGCGUGGGCGGCCGCGGAAGAAUGAAGAUGGUCUCGGGAAGGCGAAAGCAUUAGCACAACAAGCUAUCCAAAAUGAAACUGCAAAGAACAAACAGGAUAUGGAAAUUGAAACUAAUGACCAAGACGUCGAGUCUGCCGAGGCACCUUCGAAACUAUCCAGUGGCCGGUCGACGAGAUUAUCUGAUUCAAAGAACAAUAUUUCAGGAGCUCGAGGAAAGACCAAUGGAGUACCUGAAUCUAGCACACCCAAACGCGGCCGGCCGAAACGACUAAUAGAUGGUCUGGGGGAUUCCAUGGGUGUAGUCCCAAAAGGAAUUCUGACACCUAGCAAAUCUAGGAACUCGACGAUAAGGAAGAGUGUUGCAUUUGACGAAACUGGCAAGGAUAGCUUAGAGGGCUUUAAGGAUAUUCCGUCAGAGCCACGCUCUAAGAAGUCGCGGGAUAAAACCAUACCAUCCACGUCGCUGACAGUCACUCAAAAUGAUGAAGAGGAAGAUCCUGUUUGUGAAAUUUGUACGAAACCUGACUCGAAACGCCCAAACCUAAUAUUGUUUUGCGAUGGAUGUCCCCUUGCUGUCCAUCAAAAAUGUUACAGUGUGCCAAAAAUACCAGAUGGAGAUUGGUUCUGCAAAAAGUGUCAAAGAAACAGGGUUGCGGCAGAAGCAGCUAGGGCUAAUGAGAAUGAUGCUUUAAACGACUCGGAUGAUGAAAUAAAGUGCGCUGUUUGCAGAGGGCUGGAUUCAAAGAAACCGAACGAGAUUAUCUUAUGUGAGAAUUGUGAUUAUGCUGUUCACCAGACAUGUGGCGAUAUACCCAAGAAGCCUCGAGAAGAAUGGCUUUGUAAGGCUUGUGUGUCCCAUGUAGAUUAUGAUCUGCUUGACGGGGAAACAGAUCUGAGUCCGAUCUCAAUUGAAGUACCCACCAUUGAGGGUUUCCAAACUCAUCUCCAAACAAUGCAACGAGUAUUGCUGGACCGACUCACAGGACAGAAACGUCUAAGGAUCCACGGACAUGAAGAUGAGGUACAUAAGGUGCAUCAACUCGUCGAACAGACAGUUUUGGCUGGUGAGGGUAACUCCAUGUUGAUUAUCGGUGCGAGAGGUUCUGGAAAAACUACUCUGGUCGAGUCCGUAAUUUCAGAUCUUGAGAAAGUUCAUAGAGAAAGUUUUCAUGUUGUCAGACUUAAUGGAUUUAUCCACACAGACGACCGCCUUGCGCUGCGGGAAAUAUGGAGACAGUUGGGAAGGGAAAUGGAGAUUGAAGAUGACUCUAAUGGCAAGAUUAGCAACUACGCUGAUACGCUAGCUUCCCUUCUGGCUCUGCUUUCCCAUCCAUCGGAGAUAUCAGAAAUCGAGGCAGACCAUACUGCUAAAUCCGUUAUCUUCGUACUAGACGAAUUUGACCUCUUCACGACCCAUUCUCGACAGACUUUACUUUACAAUCUAUUUGACAUUGCACAGGCGAGGAAAGCCCCCAUCGCUGUACUUGGUCUUACCACUCGUGUGGAUGUAGUCGAGAGUCUAGAAAAAAGAGUCAAGAGUCGUUUUAGCCACCGAUAUGUACACUUAUCAUUACCUAGAAGUCUUCCGGCAUUUUGGGGAGUAUGCAAAGAGGGCCUCAUUGUUGACAGCGACGAUUAUGCCGAAGAGGGAUUUGAUAUCUCGACACCCGGACAGAGAGAAUUCCUGUCAUUUUGGCAGACAAUGAUUGAGGAACUGUAUAAUAACGACGCAAAUUUCAAGCAUCAUAUCCUAUCACACUUCUACAGGUCUAAAUCGGUGCCUGCAUUUUUCACCUCCUCUAUCCUUGCCAUAUCAACUCUUUCGAUGCAGAAUUUUCCCCUGCGCGGCCAAUCAUUCAACCUGGCCAAUCUGGCACUUUCGGCGCCGGACUCUAAACUUCACAUUCUUCAAGGUUUAUCCGAGUUAGAGCUCGCUAUGCUGAUAGCUGCCGCACGACUUGAUAUUAUCCUUGACACGGACACUUGUAAUUUUGCAAUGGCUUACGACGAGUAUAGCUCCUUAACGUCGAGGCAUAAGGUACAGACAUCGAGCACGGGUGUUACUGCUUUGGGAGGAAGUGCCAAGGUAUGGGGGAGAGACGUUGCUUUAGGAGCAUGGGAACGGUUGGUAGAGUAUGAUUUGCUCAUAUCUGCAGCUAUUGGCGCGGCACAAGUAGGUGGGAUCGCAGGUCGUAUGUGGAAAGUUGAUAUUGCAUUGGAGGAAAUUCCGGGUAGUGUGGAGGGCCUUGCUGGGAUUAUGCUGAAAUGGUGUAGAGAAAUAUAA
Sclerotinia sclerotiorum 1980 UF-70 is the source of this 2652-nucleotide messenger RNA. RefSeq lists its product as hypothetical. Gene Ontology annotation, cellular component: nuclear origin of replication recognition complex; nucleus. The transcript is spliced from 5 exons. The record is from RefSeq and is a predicted model, not a curated record. Bases 1 to 2652 code for a protein of 883 amino acids. Lineage: Eukaryota; Fungi; Ascomycota; Leotiomycetes; Helotiales; Sclerotiniaceae. Gene Ontology annotation, molecular function: ATP hydrolysis activity; DNA replication origin binding. Gene Ontology annotation, biological process: DNA replication; DNA replication initiation.